GCCGCGAUGGAGCUGCGUGGGACUGUGGCGCUGGUGACGGGCGGCGCCUCGGGCAUCGGCCUGCAGUACGCGCGCCACCUGCUGCUCGCCGGCCUCAAGGGCGUGGUCCUGGCCGACCUGUCGGAGGAGGCGGGGGCGGCGGCAGUGGCGGACCUGGCGGCGGUGGUGGCGGCGGGAGCGGAGGCGAGCAGCGAGCGCGGCCGCGCCGUCUUCCAGCGCACCGACGUGACGAAGCCGCAGCACCUGCGAGAGGCGUUCGCGAGGGCGUAUGAUGAGUUCGGCCGUCUGGACAUCGUCAUCAACUACGCUGGCAUACUGAACGACGCCCAGUGGGAGCUGCAGAUUGGCAUAAACGUGACGGCGGUGGUGCGAUGCACACAGCUGGCGAUGGAGCUGAUGUCGCGCGGGGGCGGCGGCGGCCGCGGCGGCGGCGUCGUGCUGAACGUGGCGUCGGUGCUGGGGCUGGCGCCGCUCGCCGGCUGCCCCGUCUACGUGGCCACCAAGCAUGCCGUCGUCGGCCUGUCCCGCUCCUACGGGACGCAGUUCCACUGGCAGCGGACCGGUGUGCGGGUGGUGGCGCUGUGCCCCGGCGUCACGCACACGCAGCUGAUCGCGCGGGCGGGCGGCCGCCAGCCGGACGCCGACCAGGGCGCGCUGGCCGUGCAGGAGCUGGCCGCGCUGCCGCAGCAGCGGCCGGAGCACGUGGCCGCGGCCGCCCUGCACGUGCUGCGCGCCGCCCCCAACGGCUCGGUGUGGGUGGCGGAGGGCGGGGAGCCCGCCUACCAGCUGCGCUUCCCGCACCGCACGCAGCUGCGCGCGCACAUUUCUGAACACGUGGUGUCACCUGUACAGAUCAAUCUCCUCGUCUAG
This is a messenger RNA of Schistocerca nitens (vagrant locust), 870 nucleotides long. RefSeq names its product 15-hydroxyprostaglandin dehydrogenase [NAD(+)]-like. The record is from RefSeq and is a predicted model, not a curated record. Lineage: Eukaryota; Metazoa; Arthropoda; Insecta; Orthoptera; Acrididae. The transcript has 7 exons. Gene Ontology annotation, molecular function: oxidoreductase activity, acting on the CH-OH group of donors, NAD or NADP as acceptor. Bases 7 to 870 code for a protein of 287 amino acids. Gene Ontology annotation, cellular component: cytoplasm.